Messenger RNA from Motacilla alba alba, 1890 nucleotides. It is a transcript of the gene TCF24, whose product is annotated as transcription factor 24. The transcript is spliced from 5 exons. Lineage: Eukaryota; Metazoa; Chordata; Aves; Passeriformes; Motacillidae. Gene Ontology annotation, biological process: regulation of transcription by RNA polymerase II; developmental process. Gene Ontology annotation, molecular function: protein dimerization activity; RNA polymerase II transcription regulatory region sequence-specific DNA binding; DNA-binding transcription factor activity, RNA polymerase II-specific. The coding region runs from base 362 to 844 and encodes 160 amino acids. The record is from RefSeq and is a predicted model, not a curated record.
UCGCCCAGGCUGGAGGGGGGAGCCCGGAGACCAGGUGCGACACAGCCCCGCCGCACCCACCGGCCGCCGCGGCUAUAAACACCGGGAACGGACGGGACGGGACGGGACGCGGCGGGACGGGACGGGACGGAGGCGGCGGGAGCCUCCGCAGCGGGCGGGAGCGGAUUUUAUUUCAUACAGAUGUGAAGCUCCUAAACCACAAACUCCUAUUUCCAAGGGCGCCCAAGGAGAUGAAGUUUUUAGCCAGGCUGUUACAGGAACAGACACUCCUAACACGUGAAAACCAGGAUCUGGGACACCCACGAGGGCUACUUGGCUGAGGACAACAGGAUCAGGACCCUCCCCGCCGGGCACGUCACCGAUGGACUGCGGACACUCAGCAGAGAGCAGCGAGGAGAUCUCCAGCCCGGGCGCAGAGCCCGAUUCCCCGCCGCCUUCCAGCGCCGGCGGCGAUCCGUGCGGGCCGCGGGCCGGGGCCGCUCCGGGCCGCCCCGCCGCCGCCAACGCCGCCCGGGAGCGCAGCCGGGUGCAGACCCUGCGCCACGCCUUCCUGGAGCUGCAGAGGACGCUGCCCUCCGUGCCGCCCGACACCAAGCUCUCCAAGCUGGACGUGCUCCUCCUGGCCACCACCUACAUCGCGCACCUCACCCGCAGCCUGCAGGAUGAGGAGGAGUCCCCGGGAGAGGGCUUGGGCGCCCUGCGCGGGGAUGGAUACCUCCACCCUGUCAAGAAGUGGCCCAUGCGUUCCAGGCUGUACAUUGGAGCCACGGGACAGUUUCUGACUCACUCGGCACAAGGAGACAGUGCAAACCAUGGGGAAACAUCGACAUCUUCACAGAUCUAACCUCCCUUCUUGCUUUGAAAAAAAUGGUUAUUUAUUACACCUUAUAUAAAUAUAUAAUUAAGUUAAAAACCCAGUAUCUACAGACAAACUGUAAUUCCUGAAAUGCUGUUUGUAGAGGAGAAGGAAUUGAUUCUUAAAUGUAAUUAAUACCUCAUUAAGUUGACGUGACACAUCGUUGGUUUCUGUCACUGCUGAGAUCUGAAUGAGGGGGAGCAGCACCAAUCCCAGCAGCAGCAGCAAGCUGCCAGCAGAGUUAAGUAUCCUUAUCCUCUCUGGGACAAGCGCUGUGAAAAAAGAGAGGAGGACUUGUGUGCUAGUGGCCAUGUACAGGGCAAAACAGGCUUGGGUGAGAAGAGAAGGGCAAGGCUAAAAAUAGCAACUGUAAUCCCACAUAGACUUUCUCCACUGCUUAAAGCCGAUGGCAGAAAUCCCCUGACCGCAGCUGUCAGGUCAGGGCUCCAGCCAUUCCAUAGUCCUACACGUUUGCAGCUAUUGCUGGGAAUAUGGAUACGUGUUCAAGGAGUAAAAAUGUGCUGAGAGACCCGUCCCUCCUGCACAGAGCGCUGCAAUUUGGCACGGCUUGUACCCACCCACAGGACUGUGCUGCAUGUCAUGGGCUCAGCCUGUGUUUGCUCCCCUGGCACAACCCCGUGUCUGCUCACCACAUCACGGCUCAUUUCAUUUAAGGGGUUCACAUGGUGGAGCAGGUGAACCCAAAGUGCUGGCUUGUUCACUUAAACAUCUGUAUUUAGGCAAAAAAAGUUGAAACUAAAUGCACAAAUGUCAUCUGUUAUAUCUGUUCUGUAAAACACUGUACUUACGUGGUUCGUUAAUGCUGAGGCAAAUGUUCUAUUAAAUAUUCAGUGAAUAUUAUAUACUUUGAGUUGCAAAAUCUGUUAUCAGUUUCUCAUUGUACACUGCAACAUUCUACAUUUAUAGACGCUGUCUUCCUUCUGAAAGUGUAAUGGUUUAAAUUUAAAAGUUAUAUUUAGAAAAAUGAAAAUAUUAGCCAGAACAACUUUCAUAAAAAACGGUAUGGUAAAACC